AUGUCGUCGACCAACAACGCCACACUCCCAUCAUCUUCUUCUUCGGAGGCACAGCUAACCGACACGGAUCCACUCUUUCACAACACCUUUUCAUCCCAAAAUUCCUAUGAACAUGAAAUUUCCGACUUGUUUACAUCUCUCAAAAACUCCACACCUAACAGCAACAACUCUUUCACAAGAUCCGAUUUGGACAAUUAUUCUAAAUUGCUACAAAAAUUGAGACAAAAUAUUCAAUUGUAUGAAAUGAAUGAAUCUUCGUCAUCAUCGAGCAAACAAGUCAACGCUCAACAAUACAAACAACAAUUAAAAUACUAUCAAAAUAGAUACAAUGUGUUAGAGAGACAAUAUUUAUUAAGUCAACAUGUGAUUGGAGGAAGUAGUACGAGUUCAAAUAAUAAUAUUGGUAGUGACAAUGAUGAUGAAUUUGAUGAUGACAAUAUUGAUUUGGAAUACGGUGGUGGAUUUAACAUAUCCAACAACAAGAAUAGUAGAAAUACCAAUAAGCAUUUCAUUGAAACUCAACGAUUACUCGAAUCGAGUAGUGACAGUUUACAAAGAUCUCUUCAAAUGAUGGAUGAAACAGAACAAUUAGGAUCAGAAACAUUACAAGUAUUGGGUGCACAAAAAUCUCAAAUGCAAGAAACGAAACAUAAAUUGAGAGGUGUUCAAGGAGAUUUGAAAAUUAGUGAACAAUUAAUUGGUAGUAUGACUUGUAGAAAUUAUAUCAUUAUGGGUGUGGUUGGAUUAUUGGGAGUCAUUGUCAUUGUAUUAAUUGGUUUGAUGAUUUAUGGAUGGGUGAGCAAGUUGAAACAAUAA
Messenger RNA from Naegleria lovaniensis, 816 nucleotides. RefSeq lists its product as uncharacterized. Lineage: Eukaryota; Heterolobosea; Eutetramitea; Acrasida; Naegleriidae. Gene Ontology annotation, biological process: vesicle fusion. Gene Ontology annotation, cellular component: Golgi apparatus; endoplasmic reticulum membrane; ER to Golgi transport vesicle membrane. Gene Ontology annotation, molecular function: SNARE binding; SNAP receptor activity. The coding region runs from base 1 to 816 and encodes 271 amino acids. The record is from RefSeq and is a predicted model, not a curated record. The transcript has a single exon.